This is a messenger RNA of Staurois parvus, 322 nucleotides long. The record is from the annotation of a GenBank genome assembly. Lineage: Eukaryota; Metazoa; Chordata; Amphibia; Anura; Ranidae.
AUGAUUUUGCAUUUCCAGGAUUUCCGAUGGGGAGGAGAACUCUUUUGUUUACUAACAGUUCUCCUCUCUGUCAGCUGGGGCACACUGCUUUGGAUCCAAAGUAGUUUGAUUACAGUAAACACACCGACACCGCCCCCCUAGGAAACCACUCCCAGCAUACAGUUAACCCUUUGAUCUCCCCUCAGGUUAACCCGUUCCUGCCCAGUGAAAUUAGUACAGUGUCAGUGCUUUUUUUUAGCACUGAUCACUGUAUUGGUGUCACUGGGAAUGUCAGUGACACCAAGUCAGUUCCCCCCCCAGUGUCAGAAUGUCCACCACAGUC